Molecule: messenger RNA, 1564 nt
Organism: Epinephelus lanceolatus (giant grouper)
Lineage: Eukaryota; Metazoa; Chordata; Actinopteri; Perciformes; Serranidae
Gene: osgepl1
Product: O-sialoglycoprotein endopeptidase-like 1
Biological process (GO): tRNA threonylcarbamoyladenosine modification
Cellular component (GO): mitochondrion
Source: RefSeq, a predicted model, not a curated record
CGGCUGUAGGGCGGUAAAGGAGAAGUACGUGUGUCUACUGCUUUGGUUCGUUACCCUAAAGCCGAAUGUGAUGCUGUCUUCAUUCUUUUUUCAUUUACGAGUUUAAAAUUCAAUGGGAAACGAGGUGUGGUCACCCUCAGUUAUUAAACAGUUAUUCUAACUCAUAGUUAGUUAGCAUUAAGGGUCACGACCAUGUUCCCUACAAAAGUAAAAAUUCUGCACAGGCUGCUACAGUUUAGACACACAUUUUGGUGCUCUCCCUCAUUUGGAAAAGCACCUUGCUCCAGACUGGUUUUGGGCAUUGAGACGAGCUGUGAUGACACUGGAGCUGCUGUGCUGGACGAGACAGGUGAAAUACUGGGAGAGUCUCUACAUUCACAGAAAGAAGUUCACCUGAGGACAGGUGGCAUCAUCCCCACAGUGGCACAGCAGCUCCACAGAGAAAACAUAGAGCGUGUGGUCCAGGAGGCUUUAGGGAGGAGCAACGUGGACCCAAGCCUCCUCACAGCUGUGGCAACCACUGUGAAGCCAGGCUUGGCCCUAAGCUUGGGUAUAGGUCUUGACUUCAGUAAGAGGUUUGUGAGGCAGCACAACAAGCCCUUCAUUCCCAUCCACCACAUGGAGGCUCAUGCCCUGACCGUCAGGAUGAUCCAACCUGUUGCCUUCCCCUUCCUGGUCCUGCUAAUUUCUGGUGGUCACUCACUUCUUGCUGUAGCUCGAGGAGUCGACGAUUUUCUGCUUUUGGGUCACAGUCUGGAUGAAGCUCCAGGGGAUACACUGGAUAAAGUGGCAAGACGUUUGUCCCUCAUAAAACACCCACAGUGCUCCACACUAAGUGGAGGGCAAGCUAUAGAGCUUCUGGCAAAGACUGGCGACAGGACGAAAUUCCCUCUCAGGACACCUAUGGGACAAACAAAUGACUGCUGCUUUUCUUUUGCUGGGAUACAGAAUCAGGUUACCAUGGUGAUAAAGAAAAAAGAGGCAGAGGAAGGUAUACAACAGGGAACGCUGUUGUCAUGUGUGAAUGACAUUGCAGCAGCUACACAGCACACAGUUGCCUCCCACCUUGCAAAGCGCACCCAUCGUGCCAUCUUGUUCUGUAAGGCAAACAAUCUGCUGCCGUCAAGCAGUCCCACCUUGGUGCUGUCUGGGGGAGUUGCAAGCAAUCAGUACAUCCGCAAGGUUUUGACCAUCAUCACUGACACGACAGGACUACGCCUGAUCUGUCCGCCAGCCAAAUUCUGCACUGACAAUGGAGUGAUGAUUGCAUGGAACGGUGUUGAACGGCUGAGAGAAGGGAAAGGGAUUCUGUCUCCAGAUGUGGAUAUCCGCUAUGAACCAAGGGCACAGCUGGGUGUUGAUAUGACAGCAGAGGUAAAGGCAGCAGCGAUCAGGUUGCCGUCAGUCAACCUGAAGAUCCCCAGCUGACACACUGUUGGCUUUGUUCUGAGCAAAAAAAGUAUUUUGUCACUCCUACAUUUUCCCAGUUCAGAUACAUACUGUGUAUAUACUGUGUAUGUAUAAGCACAUUAAACAGCUAUUUAUUAAUAAACUUUUAAAAAUG